Messenger RNA from Parathielavia appendiculata, 1266 nucleotides. RefSeq lists its product as uncharacterized. NCBI's taxonomy places the organism in Eukaryota, Fungi, Ascomycota, Sordariomycetes, Sordariales, Chaetomiaceae. Gene Ontology annotation, cellular component: nucleus; Smc5-Smc6 complex. Gene Ontology annotation, molecular function: SUMO ligase activity; ubiquitin-protein transferase activity; zinc ion binding. The transcript is spliced from 2 exons. The record is from RefSeq and is a predicted model, not a curated record. The coding region runs from base 1 to 1266 and encodes 421 amino acids. Gene Ontology annotation, biological process: protein ubiquitination; double-strand break repair via homologous recombination; protein sumoylation.
AUGCCGCAGCUUCUGCAACGCACGCGCCGACAGCCGGCGGCAUCGUCUGGUCGGUCUGCUGUGGAUGAUGUCCCGCUGGAGCUACCUCCCUACGAACCUCCCUCGUACCCAAUGGACGAAAACUUCAAGCAGAAGCUGGUGUCAAUGUAUGCCAACCGAGAAACCGACAGCUCGAGGCGCCAAUACGAAAAGCAUCUCACCAAGUCGUCCACCUACCUGUUCGAGAGUGUCGGCAGCAUCAACGACAUUUUGUUUGCCCGGAAGCGGUCCCUGGCACACAUGGCCGAGAAGAGGCGGGCCCGGGGCGAACGAGACAAGGACGAUCGAGAGGUGUCCCUGGAAGAAUACGUUGCCGAACUGGAUGCCGCCAUCACCGAGCUGACCGAUUCCUCUGAGGAAGCGCUCCGUCUUGUGAUCGACUGCCGCGUCGAACUCGAAGACCAUCAAGCCGUGUUGGGAAAGGUCAUAGAGGGGCUGAAUGCCCAGCAGGCCCCGCCGGAGCCGAAGCCGCGACAGCCAAAAGAGAAGGCUUCGAGACGACGGAGGGCCGCCAGUGACGAUGAGGACGGCGAUGCUGGCUCUUGGGAUGCAGAGACGCAAGAGGAUGACGACGAUCAGGAUAACUCCGAUGCCCAGGAUGUGCCACCCUUGACUGGCGUGAAAAAGCUGUUGGAGGCUGCCCGCCAAGCCAUGACGGAGGAGUAUGAUGCAUUAAGCGCCCACCAGCGGUACGCUAUCAACAAUGACUACAUCUCGUUCAAGAAGAGCUGGCAUGAUGCCUUACACCCCGAGGAUCAAGUUCCCCUUCCUGAUCCAUCCACCUGGUUCGACGAGCACGGGAGGCCAACCAAGGACGCUGUGGCCGACGCCAAUGAGGACGAUGACCUCGUGAUUGAGCGCGAAAUCAUCGAUCUGAAGUGCCCACUGUCGCUUCAGAUUAUGAAGGAGCCCUAUAGCAACCAUCAGUGUAAACACACGUUCGAGAAGGCGGCAAUCAUGGAAUUCAUCCGAAGCAAUGGCGGCAUGGCAAAGUGCCCCGUCUGCUCAAAGGACCUACGCAUCACGGAUCUGUACCUCGACGUGGUGAUUCAACGCAAGGUCAAGCGGGCGGAAGAGGCUGCCAGGCGACGCGGGGUCGACUACACAUCGGACAUUGAGCCCGAAGAAGACGAUGAUUCUAGUAUGAUCGUUGGAAAGUCUACCACCAUCAAGAAGGAGAAAGCUCGACCCCGCCGGAUGGAGGAGAUAGACCCGAAUGACGACUGA